UGGCUGAGGGCUGUAAACUUUGUGACGCAGCGGUGGCAUUCUUACUGGAAUGUGGAUUUGCUAAAUGGGGCUCGAAGUGCCAAUUACAUACAGUCACUAGUGAGCAUGCGUGGAGUAGUCGGGAACUGGAGAACAUUGGUGACGCUACUGGUAGAGUCUGGUUGCUUAAAGGGCAUUAACACGUUGUUGUCCGACAGCGAUUUCAUCUACACACGAAGUUCAUAGCUUGCACAGCUUUUUGGUCUAUUUUUAACCCACGGAUUCAUGUUUUACACGGUACAAAUGAUUUGGGAAUUAGUGUAUCAGUUGUCAUCCGUUCAAAAACUGGGAUUUAUAUCAAUUAUUAGUUAUAUUUAGACUGUAUACGGUAACGGUUUCCUUGCUUAGUGUUAGCCGAAGCGAUAUUUAAAAAAAUAUGCGCGCUAAGAAACGGUAUUUAGCUAAUACCACCUGAUAUCGAUGCAUGUAUAGGUUGUAGAUAUUAAAAACACAUACAGAUACAAAGAAGAACAAUGUUAGUAACCCUCUUUUUGCAAUAUUUGGCUUUUCUGCUUGGUCCGGAGUAAGCAGUUGUAUUCCUGGCACCAGUUCAAUUGAUUUUUUGAAAAAGGGGGCAGAGACGGCGGGAGAGAGCAUGCGCUAGAGGGGGGUUGUCGAAGAAUCAAGUAAAUAGAACUGGAGCUGGAAGCACAAGUUUAGUGUCGGCGAUGACGUCACCGCUCCACAUUGAGCUCGCAGCGUAGUAGUGGGAGAGAUAGAUAGAGGCGCACGGUUGUAAAGUACACACUGCCAUGAACUUCUGUUUGUAACUUAAUUGUUGUUGCUGCCGUCGGGAGGGAAAAUACAACAAAAAAACUUUUCUGUGCCUGUUUUUCUUACUUAAAAAUACAAGCAAAUCGGUGGAGGGCAUUUGGAGAAGUUUUAUUUUCCACACUUUUUGGCGAAAGCGAUGUCGUCCGCGGCGGUUGCUGCUUCGAGAAGGCAGUCAUGUUAUUUAUGUGACUUGCCCCGCAUGCCGUGGGCUAUGAUCUGGGAUUUUACCGAGCCCGUCUGUCGAGGAUGUGUCAACUAUGAAGGAGCCGACCGUAUCGAGUUUGUGAUUGAGACUGCCCGGCAAUUAAAACGGGCUCAUGGCUUACAGGAGGGAAGAUCUUCUCUUCCAGGGAAACCGCAACUCUCGGGUAAAGAGAUUCAGUCGAUCAACCACACGCCUGGAGAUCCCGGAUCACGGCCGCCACAGCCCCUGGAUCGCUAUCCCCUAACCUCCGACAGACCGCCGAGAUUAGGUCCAGAGUAUCAGUCGGGGAGGCAGGCGAACGGCAUUCCUGUUCCGAACGGAUUUCCAAAACCAGACGACCCUCCGGAGCUGAACAGACAGAGCCCCAACCCUCGCAGGACUAGCACGGUUCCCCCAAACUUAGUGCCUUUGGUUAACGGGAACAUGCCCCCCGUACACGCGCUGAACGGAAGACCCGCACAAAUGGGGAUCCCCGGCUCGUUAACGGCGCCGAGCCCGAGCGAGCUCGGCGCCAAGCGGCCGGAGGACAUGAAAGACAAGCACAGUUUAUCGGACCUCAGCGACGGUCACAAGAGGGCUGAGGAUUGGAUGAACAAGGGGAAAACGGUCAGGGACUUAAUGGCGCUGCACACUUUCGACAGCAGGUACAAGAAAGAGCAUACGGCCAUGCAGCAAAGAGUGAUGGGAUACGAGCCCAGCGCCACAAUCUCCAAAUCAGAGAGAGGAAAGCACCCCCGAAACAUGAAGAGAAAAGCGUCGCCGGAGCCUGAUGGCGAUGGCGGCCCGGCCAAGCUGAACGGCGAGGGGGGCCAGCCGUGGCUCCCGCCGUCCGCCGAGGUCCUGAAGAUGCCCCCGACGGGGGCGCCCCCCGGCUUCCCCACGCCGCCCUCCACCAUAUCCCCGCACUCCCGCACCUCCCCGCCGGGCGAGGGCGCCCAGAACGGGCAGUCGCCCAUGGCGGCGCUCAUCAUGGCCGCCGACAACGCCGGGGGCAACAGCUCGCCCAAGGACGCCGCCCAGGUGCACUCCACCACCCGCCGGAACAGCAGCAGCCCCCUCUCCCCGUCCUCCAUGAGCCAGCGGCGGCUGGCCCACCGCGAGGGCCCCGGCGGGAUGGUGGGGGGAGGCGCCCCCCACGUCCCGGGCCUGGAGCAGGCGCCCCCGCAAAGCAUUCCGGACUCCUCUGUGCCCAGCAGCGUCCCGCUCUGCUGCACCCUCUGUCACGAGAGGCUGGAGGACACGCACUUCGUCCAGUGCCCCUCGGUGCCGUCCCACAAGUUCUGCUUCCCCUGCUCCCGGGAGAGCAUCAAGCAGCAGGGGGCCACGGGGGAGGUGUACUGUCCCAGCGGGGAGAAGUGCCCCCUGGUCGGCUCCAACGUGCCCUGGGCCUUCAUGCAGGGCGAGAUAGCCACCAUUCUGGCGGGAGAUGUCAAAGUAAAAAAGGAGAGGGACCCUUAACUUUAUUAGCAUUUUUUUUUUUUUUUAAACAAACAAAAACAAACAAAAAAAACAAA
This is a messenger RNA of Anguilla rostrata (American eel), 2532 nucleotides long. It is a transcript of the gene irf2bp2b, whose product is annotated as interferon regulatory factor 2 binding protein 2b. Gene Ontology annotation, biological process: regulation of transcription by RNA polymerase II. The coding region runs from base 950 to 2476 and encodes 508 amino acids. NCBI's taxonomy places the organism in Eukaryota, Metazoa, Chordata, Actinopteri, Anguilliformes, Anguillidae. Gene Ontology annotation, molecular function: transcription corepressor activity. Gene Ontology annotation, cellular component: nucleus. The record is from RefSeq and is a predicted model, not a curated record. The transcript has 2 exons.